CUCGUAUCUCCGCUUUCCCCUCCGAUCCCCCUCUCCGUGCGCCAGAAAAAGCCCCUGCGAGGAGACACCGAGUGCGCAGCGCAAAUACCAAAGCACCACCGGGAUUUUUUUCCCCCCUCCUAUUUUUUCUUUUAUGUAUUUUUGCAGGAUUUCAGCAGCGAGAGCGCAACAGAGAAUUAAAUAGAGAGAGAAGAAGAGAUGGACGAGCAGCCGAGGUUGAUGCACUCUCACACGGGGGUAGGCAUGGCAGGGCACCCCGGCCUGCCGCAGCAUAUGCAGGAAGGCACCGGAGGAACGGACGGCGACGGAAGAAAACAGGACAUUGGAGACAUUUUACAGCAAAUUAUGACCAUCACGGAUCAAAGUCUGGACGAAGCCCAAGCCAGGAAACACGCUCUGAACUGUCACAGAAUGAAGCCAGCUCUUUUCAAUGUCUUGUGUGAAAUCAAAGAAAAAACAGUGCUGAGUAUCCGCGGCGCCCAGGAGGAGGAGCCCCCGGAUCCCCAGCUCAUGCGGCUGGACAACAUGCUGCUGGCCGAGGGCGUGUCCGGUCCGGAGAAAGGCGGCGGCUCGGCGGCGGCGGCUGCGGCUGCGGCGGCCUCGGGAGGCGCCGGGGCGGACAACUCCGCAGAGCACUCCGACUACAGGGCCAAGCUGUCCCAGAUCAGACAGAUCUACCACACAGAGCUGGAGAAGUACGAACAGGCGUGUAACGAGUUCACCACCCACGUGAUGAACCUGUUGCGGGAGCAGUCACGCACGCGGCCAAUUUCGCCCAAAGAGAUCGAGCGCAUGGUGAACAUCAUCCACCGCAAGUUCAGCUCCAUCCAGAUGCAGCUCAAACAGAGCACCUGCGAGGCCGUCAUGAUCCUGCGCUCCCGCUUCCUCGAUGCCAGACGGAAAAGACGAAACUUCAACAAGCAGGCAACAGAGAUCCUGAACGAGUACUUCUACUCACACCUCAGUAACCCUUACCCCAGCGAGGAGGCUAAAGAAGAGCUGGCAAAGAAGUGCGCCAUCACAGUUGCCCAGGUUUCCAACUGGUUUGGGAAUAAAAGAAUCAGAUACAAGAAAAACAUUGGUAAGUUCCAAGAAGAAGCCAACAUGUACGCUGCGAGAACUGCCGUGAAUGCGGCUAAUGCAUCCUCACAUGGAAGCCAAGCAAAUUCACCCUCAACUCCAAACUCUGCAGGUUCUGCUGGCUCUUUUAACAUGUCAAACUCCGGGGACUUGUUCAUGAGCGUGCAGUCUCUCAAUGGGGACUCGUACCAGGGGGCUCAGGUGGGAGCCAACGUGCAGUCACAGGUGGAUACCCUUCGCCAUGUUAUCAGUCAGACAGGCGGAUACAGUGAAGGACUCACAGCCAACCAGAUGUACAGUCCGCAGGGCAUCAAUGCAAACGGCGGCUGGCAGGACGCUCCGACCCCCUCGUCAGUGACUUCACCCACAGAAGGACCCGGAAGCGUUCACUCUGACACCUCCAACUGAUCCUCCUCCGUCCUCUGCGUCCCCACUUCCUCCACCGCCGCCGCCGCACCCCUGGCCAUAUCUCCCAAAACUCAAACCCAUCUGGACUGGACGUGACAUGACGGACUGUACGCGGUCGCACGGUUGGGGUCUGGGACGACAUUUUCACCGUUAUGGACAAAUCUUUCACUUUUCCCGUCUGGACCACGGCAGCACCGUUAGCAGCCUGCGUAGGGGACUCACAUCCACACUUCACAGUUUGUACAGUUUCCACUUGAUGUCCAUGUUGCCUCUUUGUAUUUCUCUUUACAACAUAUUAUAUCCUCACAGUAGGCACACAGUUAGCAGCAUCAUGCCCCUCGUCUUGUAAAUUGAAAUUCUUUCACGCUACCUCUAUUCGAAACAACAACAGAGAAAACGACAUUUCAGACGCUUCGGUUUUACAAAUUUUUAUAAUUAUUGGACUUUUUUUCUGUACGCCGCACCAUGCCCCGUCAUUACGCCUCUGUCUUUAUCACUGUGUUCACACAUUUUGCUCAUCUAUAGUGCCAAAGUUCAACCCUGGAGGUGAAUUUUGAUAAUGUUACAUUACACGUUUUUAUGUCUUUACAUGUUUCAUGCCAUACUUUGUGAAGUAUUAUUAUGUUAGUCCAGUCAUAUUAGUCAGGUAAUAUCCAAGUAUUCAGCCUCGAUUUAUAUAGUUUGUACUCAGAACUUCUACAACAGACAAGGACAUGCAAGGCAUUUUAUAUUUUAUUGCCAGAGUCGUAGGUUUUCUGCUCCAACGCAGUACGAUAAUGCAAAGAAUUCACCAUUUUCACGCAAGCAAUUAACAAAGUGAGCGCCGGACUUCUGUCAUGCACGCUGGCCGCAUCCACAAUAUUCAAAGAAAAAUUGACCCGAAACUCUAAAUCGAUGUCAACAUCAGCAGCAAUUACGGCACGUCAAUAUGUAUUAAAGCACAAAAACACCUAACGAUCGAACUCAAAGGGCGACAUUUGUAAAUGUCGGAGAGAAAAGAGUAGAGAGGAAACUUAAAGAUUUAACUAUAGAAGUCAUAUAUGGAAGAAAGAGAGAGUACAUACAGUACAUUAACAGACAUCAUCAGUGUGCAUCCGUGAGAUCGACAUCAACCAAAUACUGCUGGUAACCAAACCCACAACAGAAAUUAUCGCUCUGGUUUUAAGGCGCCGUGUCGUUGGGAUCGAACACUUCACGUGUCUUCAUUAAUGGGGUUAGAUUUGUGUCCAGAUCCUGAGACACGACGGGACAUUUUGAGCACAGAUUUCUGUGUUUGCUCGAAUUAAAUGAUUCUCAAGGUGAUCAGAAUUCCUCCACGUGUUUUACAACUCGGUGUCCUCAGAAUAUCCCGUCGCACGCUCGGGACCGAGACGGAAACAUGGCGCCGUGAGCGCUCAGCGCCGAGGACGCUCGUCCCGUCACGCCCGCUCUCUGAUCACAUUAGUGAGAAUAUCUAAAAAGGAAACUGCAGCGUUCGUGUUUUCACCAUUCAAGAGUCCAUUCACGUUUUGAUUCGUUUUAAAGCGACACUGAUCCAUCAAUGCAAACCAAUCCAAAAUGUGAAAUGAGAUUUGUUGUGUGUACAGUAAAGUAUGUGGUCUGACAUGUAUACAUGGUUACAGUAGUCCUCAUGAGAUAUCAGCAUUUACAUACUUUGAUACCAAAAAAAAUGGCAGAAUUUUUAUCCUGGACGUUGGGAUCAGCUUUAUCGACGCUUUCUUUUUCCUCUUUUCGUAGGAUUUUAUUAUCUACGGUACUAGUGAGCAUCUCAUCGUGCGCUAGUGCUCUGUAUUCAAAGCCAAAAAAUGCAGUUGGAAUACAGUCGUGUUUAUAGAAAUCAAAGUGGAAACAAAUACCCUGAUGGCACACAAAUCCAGAUAAUGUUUGGAUAUAUUUUUAUGUCUCCAUUUUGUGAAUAUCUCAUUUUUUUGUUGUUGUUUUCAUUUGAUAUGAUUUUGCUUUGCAGGACUUUCUUUUUUUAUGCUACCAUUAUAUGUGAACUAGCCCAAGAAUGCUCUAUAUACAGUAUGUAGAUAUGCACCUUUACUCUUUUUUGCAUCUUUGAGUUUGGACAGUAGCCGUUCUCACGCAGCCCGAUGGAUUUGGAUUUUAUUUUGUACUCAGACCGCCGAAACAAGCCCAGAUGGCUGCUGUCCGAAUGAAGGUGACGUGAAAAGUUAGCGUUAACAUCGCCCUCUAGCAUUGUGUCAGGCUUAACCGAACCCUUCCAGAAAACAAAAUUCAACCCCCGAGAUCCCAACCGGUCACAAUCCAGCCUGAAACCCGCAGGUCUUUUCCAGCAGAUGAGUCAGUUUGUAUUUAUUGCACACGUACGAAGCCGUGGACGUUUCAGAGCUGCGGUCCGGAGGUCGACCCCGGCACCAUUCCGCCAAACAAACUGGUUUGGAUGGCGGCUCGUCCUCGACUCGCCUGCUCAGCAUUACCGUCGAGGGGCCGAGCGCCGCUGAAGUGAUGCACAGAACCUGCCUCAGUCGUGUCUUCUGAAGUCAUUGGAGUGAACUGACAGCACCGGCCAUGCAAGGCGAACACGAGGAUUGUUUUUGCACCCCUCAAACGAAGGCUUAACUCUACUUUUCACAUUGCCUGUCAAAUAUUAUCGAAGCUUCAUGUAAUGAUGCUUUUUAGUUUUUGAAUAUAAAAGGAAAAGAGACAUGAAAAGAAAAAUGAACAAUUUGUAAAACAUAAAAUGUUUUAUUUGUUGCAUGUCUUUUUGUUCUUCAAUAAAAUAACGUACUGCA
Molecule: messenger RNA, 4247 nt
Organism: Chelmon rostratus (copperband butterflyfish)
Lineage: Eukaryota; Metazoa; Chordata; Actinopteri; Chaetodontiformes; Chaetodontidae
Product: pre-B-cell leukemia transcription factor 1
Exons: 9
Coding region: 199-1488 (429 amino acids)
Biological process (GO): brain development; neuron development; embryonic organ development
Cellular component (GO): nucleus
Molecular function (GO): RNA polymerase II cis-regulatory region sequence-specific DNA binding; DNA-binding transcription factor activity, RNA polymerase II-specific
Source: RefSeq, a predicted model, not a curated record